This is a messenger RNA of Drosophila novamexicana, 4082 nucleotides long. Its product is annotated as probable multidrug resistance-associated protein lethal(2)03659. Bases 23 to 3970 code for a protein of 1315 amino acids. The transcript has 6 exons. Lineage: Eukaryota; Metazoa; Arthropoda; Insecta; Diptera; Drosophilidae. The record is from RefSeq and is a predicted model, not a curated record. Gene Ontology annotation, biological process: transmembrane transport. Gene Ontology annotation, cellular component: membrane. Gene Ontology annotation, molecular function: ATP hydrolysis activity; ATP binding; ABC-type transporter activity.
CAGAUAUUGGAAUUUUCCCAAGAUGACAGCUGAUAAGCUGGCGCCUAAUCCGCGAGAGACGGCCAGCUGCCUCUCCGCAAUUAUGUUCUGCUUUGCGCUGCCCAUAUUAUUCAAGGGCCGCAAAAAAACAUUGGAGCCCAACGAUCUCUACGAUGUGCUCAACGAGCACAAGGCGGACAAGUUGGGUGAGAAGUUCUACCAAGCCUGGGAGGCUGAGGUCAAGGCGAAAGGUCACACAGGUGCCAAAAAAGCGAGCAUGCUGCGAGUCGUACUCAAAGUCUUUGGCUGGGAAUUGGUUAUUUCGGGCAUUGUCCUUGCAAUACUAGAGCUGGGUCUCAGGGCCACCUUGCCACUCCUGCUGGCCGGCCUGAUAUCAGAGUUCAGCUUGACUGGCAAUGGACGCAGUCUGAGUGCUCAGCUCUAUGGCGCCGGCCUGGUGACAUGCAUUGUGUUGAGCGUGCUGCUGUUCCAUCCGUUCAUGAUGCACAUGAUGCAUCUGGCUAUGAAGAUGCGGGUGGCGGUCAGCAGCGCCAUUUACCGAAAGGCCUUGCGCCUGAGCCGCACAGCGCUGGGUGGCACGACGACGGGUCAGGUGGUGAAUCUGGUAUCGAAUGAUUUGGGCCGCUUUGAUCGUGCGCUCAUCCAUAUGCACUUCCUGUGGCUGGGUCCGUUGGAGCUGCUGAUCGCCUCGUAUUUCUUGUACCAGCAAAUCGGAGUGGCCUCCUUUUAUGGCAUCGCUAUACUCCUGCUAUAUCUGCCGCUGCAAACGUAUCUGAGCCGCUUGACCUCGGCCCUGCGACUGCGCACGGCAGUCCGCACAGAUCGUCGCGUCCGCAUGAUGAACGAGAUCAUUGCCGGGAUUCAGGUGAUCAAGAUGUAUGCCUGGGAGCUGCCCUUCGAGCGAAUGGUGGCCCAAACGCGUGCCAGCGAGAUGAACGUCAUACGCAAGGUGAACUAUAUACGCGGCGUUCUGCUCUCCUUUGAGAUCACGCUGGGACGGCUGGCGAUCUUUGCCAGCCUGCUGGCCUAUGUGCUCGCCGGUGGCCAGCUGACGGCGGAGCAGGCAUUUUGUGUGACCGGAUUCUACAACAUUUUGCGGCGCACCAUGAGCAAAUUCUUUCCCAGUGGCAUGUCCCAGGUGGCUGAGCUCUUGGUAUCCUUGCGGCGGAUAACAACGUUUAUGCUGCGCGACGAAACGGAUGUGGCCAUGCUGGCCGAGGAGGAGGACGACGACAGGGCAGCGGAGAGUAAGAAACUCCUAGCAAAUGGCAAUCAACAGCAGUUCAGCUCGGAUGUCUGCGUUGAGAUCAAGCAUUUGAGAGCACGCUGGAAUACGGAUCACGCGGAUCCCGUUUUGGAUGAUAUCAAUAUGCAGCUACAGCGACAGCAGCUGGUGGCUGUCAUUGGGCCCGUGGGCGCUGGCAAGUCCAGCCUGAUACAGGCCAUUCUGGGUGAGCUGCGCGCCGAGUCGGGCACGAUUAAGUUAAGCGGACGCUGCUCCUAUGCCUCACAGGAGCCCUGGCUAUUCUGUGCCAGUGUGCGUGACAAUAUACUGUUUGGCCUGCCGCUGGACAGGCAACGUUACAGAACGGUGGUCAGGAUGUGCGCCUUGGAACGUGACUUUGAGCUGUUGGAGCAGGGCGACAAGACGCUUGUCGGGGAACGUGGCGCAUCGCUGUCCGGCGGGCAGAAGGCUCGCAUUAGCCUGGCGCGUGCUGUUUAUCGCAAGGCGGAUGUGUAUCUGCUCGAUGAUCCGCUCAGCGCCGUGGACGCGCAUGUGGGCCGGCAUCUGUUCGAGCAGUGCAUGCGAGGAUUUCUGCGCCAUCAGCUGGUCAUAUUGGUCACACAUCAAUUGCAGUUUCUGGAACAGGCCGAUCUCAUUGUGAUCCUGGACAAGGGCAAGGUGACCGAUAUUGGCACCUAUGACCAUAUGCUCAAGUCUGGCCAGGAUUUCGCCCAGAUGCUAGCACAGCAGCCACAAGAGGUGACUGAGAUUGAAGUGGAGACAAAGACCUGCGGCGAUGCCAAUGAUAAAUCUACGACGUAUUCUCGCCAAAAUAGCGUGGAAAGUCGCAGCAGCAUUUCCUCCAUGGGCUCAAGUGCGGAUGAUUCAUUAAUGGCCCGGGACAAGCCAAAGGAAGUGCAGGAAACGCGCUCAGCCAACAAAAUUGGUUGGGGCAUGUACCAGAAAUACUUCAGAGCCGGCUGUGGCUGGUUAAUGUUUCUGCUGGUGGUGCUCCUAUGCCUGGGAACGCAACUGAUGGCGUCUUGGGGUGACUACUUUUUGUCCUACUGGGUAAAGAGCAACUCGUCAUCAACGUUGGACAUCUACUACUUUGCGUCCAUCAAUGUGGCGCUGAUCAUAUUUGCUCUGCUGCGUACGCUUCUGUUCUAUAGCAUGGCCAUGCACUCCUCCACCCAGCUACACAACUCCAUGUUCCGGAGCAUUACACAUGCGGCCAUGUAUUUCUUUCAUACAAAUCCAUCGGGUAGGAUAUUAAACCGUUUUGCCAUGGAUAUGGGCCAGGUGGACGAGGUGCUGCCCACUGUUAUGCUGGAUUGCAUACAGAUAUUCCUCACCUUGGCUGGCAUUAUAUGCGUGCUUUGCAUUACGAAUCCUUGGUAUCUGAUCAAUACGCUGGCCAUGCUGCUAUGCUUCUAUUAUCUACGCAACUUCUAUCUGAGCACAUCGCGGGAUGUGAAGCGUCUGGAGGCUGUUGCCCGUUCGCCCAUGUAUUCGCAUUUUGGUGCCACGCUGAAUGGACUGCCCACAAUACGUGCCAUGCAUGCACAGAGGAUGCUGAUUGCGGAAUAUGAUCAUUACCAGGAUAAUCAUUCCAUUGGCUACUAUACAUUCCUGACGACAAGUCGUGCCUUUGGUUACUAUCUGGAUCUAUUUUGUGUGAUAUAUGUUUUGAUCAUAAUACUAAACAAUUUUGUGUAUCCGCCUGAGAAUCCCGGCCAAAUUGGCUUGGUCAUAACGCAGGCCAUGUCCAUGACAGGCAUGGUGCAGUGGGGCAUGCGGCAAUCGGCCGAGCUGGAGAACGCCAUGACCUCCGUGGAACGUGUGAUUGAGUACAGAAGCCUGAAGUCCGAAGGAGAAUUUACUUCGACUGUUGACAAAAAACCGCCUGCCAGCUGGCCAGAAGCUGGUCAAAUUGUGGCUGACGAUUUGAGUUUACGUUACGAACCAGAUCCCAAGGCGCCACAUGUGCUGAAAUCCCUGAAUUUCAUUAUCGAACCAUGCGAGAAGGUGGGCAUCGUGGGCCGCACGGGCGCUGGCAAAUCCUCGCUCAUCAAUGCCCUUUUCCGCCUGUCCUAUAACGAUGGCUCCAUAGUGAUCGAUGAGCGGGAUACGGAGCAGAUGGGCCUACACGAUUUGCGUAGUAAAAUUUCAAUUAUACCUCAGGAGCCGGUGUUGUUCUCCGGCACAGUACGCUACAAUUUGGAUCCGUUUCAGCAAUAUCCUGACGACAAACUGUGGCAAGCUUUGGAGGAGGUGCAUCUUAAGGAUGAAAUCGGCGAGAUGCCAAUGGGUCUGCAGAGCAACAUUUCCGAGGGUGGCUCCAAUUUCAGCGUGGGUCAACGUCAAUUAGUGUGCCUGGCACGCGCCAUUUUACGCGAGAAUCGCAUCCUGGUCAUGGACGAGGCCACCGCCAACGUGGAUCCACAAACUGAUGCACUUAUUCAGACGACUAUUCGAAAUAAGUUUAAAGAAUGCACCGUACUUACAAUAGCUCACAGGCUACACACGAUUAUGGACUCGGAUAAGGUUUUGGUUUUGGACGCGGGACAGGUUGUGGAGUUUGGUGCACCUUAUGAACUCUUGACAACCUCCAAGAGUAAUGUUUUCCACGGCAUGGUUAUGCAGACAGGGAAAACAACAUUUGAACAUCUUCUGAAAAUAGCACAGCAUACUUAUGAAAAAAACCUGGAAAAAAAAGCGGAAUCAGUUGAACUGCAGCUUUAAAAAUAUUAUUACUAUGAGCACCAUGGAUCUACUUAGGAUUUGCUGUCUUGCCAAUUACUACUUCAUUUAGAGGUUAGUUACCUCUCCAUAUAGUUAUGGCCUUACCCUGGUA